Molecule: messenger RNA, 12747 nt
Organism: Amoebophrya sp. A120
Lineage: Eukaryota; Dinophyceae; Syndiniales; Amoebophryaceae
Source: the annotation of a GenBank genome assembly
UGGUAAGGAAGUUCAAACGGACUCGCGGCCAAACUGUUUUAGAAGAGAGCAUGGAAGUGCGCCGUGCCUGCUUUUCCUGUAACAUUGCGCAGAACUACAGCAUCUGAGCAUAAACAUCGCGCAUUGAUGGUGAAUUCAUACAACAAACCAAGAUAAGUCAAUGCACUCAACCAAUGAAGAAUUUUUCAACGCGAACGCGUGACGACCUCCGCGGCUACAAAUAAGUAAACUACUAAAUCCCUUUGUCGGCAGCUUAAGCUUAUUCCAAAAAGAAAAUGGACCCGGCGCUGGGGGAUUUUCUCAAUGCCUCAGGCUCGAGCGAGGAGGAGACGGCGUAUGUGGGCAGCAACAAGCCAAAGUUAUCCACUGCAAAUAUGUCUCGGUCAGGAAGAAUGUUGCAGAUUGUAUUUGUCAUGCAAUGCUGCCAAGCCCCGCAAGGGCAAAGUUCAAGUUUGGGAUCUAAGGGUCAGCAUCACAAGUUCCGUAGAACCACAGAGGUGGUAAUAAGUAAUUCCUGCUGUUCUGUGUGGUCACAAAGCCUCUAUAUCAGCAUGGCCGGAAAUAAUGAGCGUCUUUUGCAAGAGACUUCUGCGACCUGAUUACCGGCGACACGACGCACCACAAGUUCGCUCCCUUCCUGACAUGCGGGGAUUGUAUUUGCACUGGAUAGAAGUCCGCGUCCAACGACCCCUAUGCGUCCAUCAGUCUCUCCACGUCGUCUAUGCAAGAAAAAAACUGUGUAUAGUUUAAGUUUGUGAUGCAGAAAAUGCAAAGCCGUUUUUUAUAGAUACUUGUCAUGCUGGAACAAGUGGUGCGUCAUAGCCACGCUUCCUACGCAUUUUCACGUCCUAGCUGCGCAUGACAGGCUUUUUCUCGAAGAAAUUGCGCAAGAAAACGAGUUUGUGAAGAUGCUUGUUACUCAUCUUCCUACACAGUCACAGUAUACAAAGUUUUUUUUUUGGGAUAUCGUCGUUGCGGCGUUCGGGCGGCGGUCUCAAGGCCAGAUCACCGGGGACGCGUUCCAAGAUGCAGGGAAGAAGUACUUUUACUUAACCUUACGCACAAAAUCGAGGUUUUGAUGUGUUUUAUGCGUAUGCCUCUGCAGCUAUUUCCCAGAAAAGGAAACGGAAACAAUGCUGCACACCAAAUAUGUAAUGAUUUGUCGGAAUGAUUCAACACCAUUGAUUUACUGUACGACCCCAAGGUUUUUGAUUAUUAUUUCAUUUCUCACGAAAAAAACAGGAACCAGUGGCGGGAAGCGCGUGAAGGGGCGGUUGGGGUCCAAGUCCGGCGUAUGAACUGCAAAAAUGUCUGGGUCUGGAAGAAUGCAUGUUUGUCAUGCUUGUCUGGCAUGACUCUUAGACCUGUCAUGCACAUUACCCAAGAGCCCAACUUUGCUGUCAUGCAGAAAUGUUGGAGUUUGUCAUGCAGAAUAGGCAACACCUAGAAGCUCAAAAGCUUGUCAUGCUGAGCCAGCACUUGUGGCUUCUUUAUGGUACGACACCCAGCAUCACAAGUUUCCAGACCCAGACGUUUUUACAGUCCAUACGGCGAUGGGUCCCCGCUGGCGAACCUAACCCACAAGUUGCUCAAGCCGGCGAAGGCCGAAGACACGGCUAGCAGCGGGGACGAGGAGACCGAGGACGUGCCGGGUGCCGGCUCAGCAAAAGCCGCGAAGAAGGAGGACCAGUCCGAGGUUGCGGCUUCGGCAGCAAGCAACUCCAUGUUCGCGGCCUACCAGCUAUCGAGGAAAAAAACGUUGUUACUGUAAAUUUGUGAUGCGCAACAUGCAAGAUGAUUGCGUCUGUCAUUCUUGGUAUGCAUCGCAAGGUCCAUUAAAGGACUUUUUCACGUUCUAUCUGCGCAUGUCAGGUUUUUGCUGCCAUGCCAGACAAAUUUGCAAUGCUGUUUCUCCAAAAAAGUUACACCUACAAUGUUUUUUUCUUGGAUACCAGCAGGACCUGCUGAAGUCGCUGGCUGACAGCAAAGCGGAGAUCGAGCGGGUGCGCAAGGAGGAGGAGGAGCGCGCACAGGAGGCCGAGCGCAGGAAGCAGGAGGAGGAGGCGAAGCGAAAAGCGGAGGAGGAACGACAGGCGGCGGAGCGGGAAAGGAAGAAGCUCGAAGAGGAAGCCGCCCGGGCGCGGCGCGAGAAGCAGCAACUAGAGCAAGAGGCCGAGGUACCGCAAGAAAAAAGCGCUACAGUUACACUUUGUGUUGCAGGAGCCGAAGGGCAGACAACCUUUGUCAUGCAGGAAAUGCUUGCGACCUUCGUUUCCUACGUAUUUUCCCUCAUGAUCUUUGCAUAUACAAGAUUUGUCUGCCACACAGAGGAAAUUUGUGAUGCAGAAACUGCAACAACUGGAACUGUGUAACUGUAACACUUUUUUCUGGUGAUACGAGGCGCGCCGGCAGCGCGAAAAAGAAGAGGAGGACCGAAAGUUCUGGGAGUCCGCAGCGCAGCUCCGGGAAAGUAUACCGGAGGUGGUGUUCGGGAAAGCCACGGUCGAUGAGAAAGAAGAAGCGGUACAGCCAGAACAGCCUGCUGCCACUCUCUCGGGGGGACGAGAGGGAAGUCAAGCGAGCAAAGCGGAGGUGGGCCUCCCCGCGAGCGGAAAUAGGGAGAACGCAGUCGAGGACGGGACAGACAAUACACGACCUGUUUCGAGGACACUGGAAGCUUCAUCCACGAACCCUGCGCCCGGAAAAAUGAACGAAGAUGCGGGUGGUGCAGCGGAUGCUCCUGCAGCUAGUAUUGCCGCCCUUGCUGCGGCAAGUCAGCAGGCGCAACAGCAAGCGUCGGUGAACUAUUCGGAGGAAGAGUUCGUUCCGGAAGAGGAGUCGCAAGAGGAAAGCGAGCUGUUGCGCCGUUUGCAGGAGGCGGAAGAGCGGGAGCAGCGGCUGCUGGAGCAGGAGGAGCGGGAACGGGAGGAAGCCGCCGCGCGCAGGAUAUCAAGUGCAAAAAUGUCUGGGUCUGCUGGAAGAAUGCAAGUUUGUCAUGCUUGUCUGGGAUGACCGAAAAGUUUUUAAUGCGUGUCCAAGAAGAGACCCGUUUCUCUGUCAUGCAAAGACGCAGUUUGUCAUGCGAAAUACGCAACACAACGAAGCGCAUGCUUGGCUGGGCAUCACGAUUACAGAGCAUUCACUAUUCCCAACGCAGCAUUACAAGUUUCCAGACCCAGACAUAUUUGCAGUUGAUACAGGAACCAGUACCACGAAACUUUGGACUCCAUGUUCGCGCACUCGCCUCCGCCAGCGGAGGACAAGAACUCUCCGGACAAAAUGACGGACGGACCGGCGAGCAGCGGCAAGAAGGUGGAAGAAAAAGCUGGAGAUUAUUAUACUGCGGAAACUUCUACAAUAGGUGCUGAUAAGGACAAAGUAGAUGGAGAAGUACCUUCUGCAACUACAGGGAAUAACAUUUUGAAACCCGGUGCUGGUUCAUCAUCAUCAUCAUCAUCAGCUGCCCCAAGUAGAACAAGAACAUCGGCUGAGCAAAGAGCCGCCGGCCCAGCUGCAAGCGGAGUGGAGGAAAUAAAUGGUACAACUGCUCCUGCUGGAACUACUACUACUUCUUUUCAGGAACGAUCUUCGGGAGUGCUGCAACAGGCUGCGAUAUCACAGGAAAAAAGUGUUACAGUCACACAUUUGUUGGAGUUUCUGCAGCACAAAGUUGCUCGACAUGGCAUAGAAAACCUGUGAUGCGCAGACUAUAAGCGGAAACAGGAACAAAAUGAGGCUGGCACGCAUACCCUGCAUGACAGAGGUUGUCUGUCUUGCUUGUCUUCCAUCAGAGUGUGUAACUGUAAGACUUUUUUCUUCGGAUAUGCGAGCAGCAAACCAGGCUUCGGACUCGACCCCGGGACGUCGACCACCGCGGCAGCACCACCGUCGGUAGAAGACUAUGCAUUGCAAAUAUGUCUGGGUCUGGAAACUUGUGAUGCUGAGAGGCGUAGCGUGAGGAGGCCACAAGUGCUGGCCUAGCAUGACAAAUUUCUGAGCUUCUAGGUGUUGCCUAUCCUGCAUGACAAACAGCGUUUCGGCAUGACAGAAAAAUGGGGCUCUUGGGUAACGUGCAUGACAGGUCUAAGAGUCAUGCCACACAAGCAUGACAAACAUGCAUUCUUCCAGACCCAGACAUUUUUGCAUUUGAUAAAGACCUGUUCGGCGCCAAAGUAGGAGUAGUCCCACCUCCUUCAUCGUCGACGGCCAGCGGAGGUGCGGCGGGCCAGGUGCGAGACGGCGCUCCGAGUGGUGGUCGGCUGUUCGAGGCGGAACAAAGCCUGGACUCCUCCUCUCGUCUGCGGUCCCUGGAGCUGCAGGAGGCCGCCCUCGAGCAGCGCAUCAAGGAGCGCGCCGCGGUGCUCGCGGAAAUGGAAUUCCAGGACCAGUUCGCGCCCCGAAUGUCCUUGCCGGAUAGCAACGCCGGGUUUGUGAACGCGAGCCUGACGUCCUCUCAGGUUGUCCGGGCCGCGUCCUCCAGCAGCCGCGGGCCCCCCUCAUCCACCACUUCGACCGCGCGCACGACCGGUAAGGCGAAGACCGCCGGGGGGGCUCAGAUGAAUGGUGCGACGAGCAACAGCCGCCCGACGAGUACCACCACGCGCCACCGCUACGCGCCGCCGCCGGACAGCCAGAGUCAAAGCGUCCGUUCGUCCGCCCAGCAAACGAAUUUCGUGCCCGGAAGCAGAGUGUUGCAGAGCAUGGACAUCAUCUUUCCGUCAAUAUCCUUCGUGAAAAUAACUAAACGUGGCCUGCGACGCCGCAUAAGUACUAGAAGUACAACGGAAUUUGGCAUGCUUGCUAGAAACACCAACCGGGAUUGAUGGGCAUGCUAGUGAACUCUACCAAUCUGAUUGCGAUGUUGCACCUUCACUUGUUAAACCAGAUUAGCACACAGCGGGGCCAAGCUUGUCAUACGCAACCCGGAAAGCUUGUUGGUUUGUGUAAACCUAAAUGUAAAGCAAAAUUUCCGUCGUGAAGCCUCCGCGCUACCGCGGGCCCCGUUUUUCCUCAGGAUCAUCCACCGACAGAUUUUUACGGGACUCCACCUCCACCACCCGCACGCAGCCGGGGUACUUAUGUGUAGCUAGCCGCAUGCCGUAGGACCUACUUCGGAAAAUGAUAGUGAUUCAUAGUUUUUUCAAUUUUGCAUGAAAAUGAUUCGGGAAAAACCUCCUCAUCACAUCUGCACUAAAUACAGUCGCGGCCCUCAGACGGCGGAGCAGCAGCAGGAGCUGAACACCGCGUUCCAGCAGCUUUCCGAACUGCACCGCAAGGUGACCCAGCUGGAGGAGCUGAUUUCGCAGCUUCGGGCCGGCAAGGCCAAGAUGGAGGCCGAGGUGGCGGCGCUGGACGCCCGAAACGUGAAACUCCGGAUGAAAUUGCAGGGCCGGGAGGACUAUGAACAGCAAAGGUACCGUACUAGUAGAAAUCGCAUGACAAAUUCACUCAGAAUGAGAAAUAAAAUUUGUAGUGCGGAUUGAACUUGACAGAAAAAUUUGUAUUGCAUAAACGCGAUUUUUAGUAAAGUACGAGUACGAUGCUUUUGCAGUGCAUAAGGCCGAGUUCGACGAGCAGGUGCGCAACAACCGGGCGAACCUCGAAGAGGUGGAGCGGAAGCACCAACAGGAGCUGCAGUUCCAGCGCGAGGAGCUGCGGAACCUGCGCAAGGAGCUGGACUCCGAGCGCGCGGACAAGGUGAAACAGAACGUAUGAAAGUGCACAACUCCCCUACUUCCCCCUCAUUUGUCCUAUCACAUCAUGAGCAGCAACACAAGCGCGGGCAGAUAAGUGGCUUUCACAUGACAUCAAAUCUGCACGCGGAUGAUUGUAGCUGUGUUUGAGGUUCCACAAUUUGGCAUGCAGGAGACAGUGCCUUUAGGAAGGAUGUGGAUUUGGCAUUUUGCCUUUACAAAUGAACGGCAGGUGGGGGAUUUGUGCACUCUCAUAGAGCGAGCUCUGGGAACAGAAGCGCGAGCUUCGCGACGAAGUGCACGAGGAGUGGGAGAGCCGCAUGAAAAAAGUAGAGCAGAAAUUUCUGGACUCGGAGCAGAUGCGGAAACGACUCAACGUAUUGUGAGGAGAAAUCCCCCCUCCCCAUAUGGAAAACGAAAUUUGUGUUGCUGUAUUCGAGGACACAAAUCGGCUUUAUUGCUACAAGGCUAGGAAACGCAGUUCUUCCCUCGUGUGGAGGAAAUUUGUGAUGCUAUUUCCCGUUUCCAGUUGCUCCCUGUCAUGCUGAGGACGCACGGCGUUGUUCCUGCGCCAGCCAGCACUACAAUCCGCAUCCCUUCCCUCCUAGCAUUAUAACGGGAUUUGUGACCACCACUUAGCAUCACAAAUUUCCAUUUCGAUAUGGGGAUGGAGGAUUUUUCAUUUUCAUACAACGAGCAGAACGAGCGACUGCACGACGAGACCAUGCGGAUGGAGGAAGAGGUAGAGAAAGUGGAAUUGUAAUUAGUUCCGCUUUUUUGAUGCAUAAACUCCAAAAACAAAAAGAUCUUCACCCAUGAUCAUGAUCAAAAACUACAAUGCAUAAAACUCAAAAUCAAAAUCGACCACCAACGUGUCGACUUUCCAUCCUGCUUUCUACAGAUCGCGCAGUUGCGGCGGCAGGUCAAGGACGCGAAUGCGGCUUCCACGGGCAAGAAAGUCGCGGCGCUCGACCAAGAGAGAAAAGCUUUCUUCGCCAAGGACCGCGUAGACGAGGAUCUUCACGCCGCAAUGUUGCCAACAAGCCAGCAGUCCGCCGCACUGAAUCUUAAAGGACCAGCACCGGGCGCUGCUUCAAGCGCCGACGCGGCUGGGCUAGGGGAAGGGGACGAGGAACAACCCGACUCGACAUCCCAACCAGCUUCCGGUCGUCCGGGUGCGCAGCAGCAGGAAAUCGGCGGGCCGGGGCUGCGGUUAAAUCCGGACGAGAGCAUGGUGGAAACCUUGAUGAGGGGGUACGAAAAGGAGAACGAAAAGCUGGUGGUCGAGAACCGGGAGCUGCGCAAAAUCACGAAGAACCGGGACACACAGCUGCAGCAGAUCCGCGAGGCCCACGACAAGGAGAUGCAGACGCUGCAGACCUCGCUGGGGGCCACCCGGGCGGAAAACGAACAGCUGCGGAGCGAGCGAGACUUGCUGGAGCAAGAACAGAAGUUGCGGGAUCGGGAGUUGGCUGCGGCAGCUGCGUCGGGCGCUAGUGCAGGCGCGGGAGAGCAGAUAGACGGGAAAGGAACAUCAUCGCCUUCUCCGAAGCAAGCGACCGGCGCACAAAAGCUGCUUUCCUCCCCCGCAGACCUCGCCGGGGCGCAGGAGUCGCCAUUAGACAAUUCCUCCGCGGCGGACAAGAGCCGGCACAAAAACAAAGGCUUUCAACAAAGAGCCGACGAGACGAAUGAUGCCUCCACCGCGACGCUGUUCCAACAGAUGCAGCAGGAGGUAAACCGGCGGACCGCGCAGCUAGAGCGGGAAGUCCAGCACUUGACCACCCAGCUGGUGCAGGCGCAGCAGCAGGCGGCGGUGGCGGUGCAAGAGAAGAACCGGUUCCUGCGCAAGUCGCUGGACGAACACCCGUUCCAGGGGGAGAGUCUCGGCGUCACGCUGUACAACUCCACCGCGGGCGGGGCGGGUGGAACUUCUACGACAUCGGCCGAAAAGGCGCUGAAAAUGAACGAGCUGCUCGAGCAGGUGAAGGAGUGGAAGGAGAAGGCAGAGUCUUUCUCUGCGGAACUCCAAAACGCGCGCGAGGCCAAGAAGAUGCUAGAGGGCGAGCUGGUCAAAAAACCGGCGCUGUCCGAGAAGGAAAUGGGCGAGCAGAAAAAAUUGUGGGAGGAAGCGACCGAGAAGAAGUGGCAAAUCGAAAAGGACGAGAUGCAGGCCAAGCUGCAGUGGUACAUCGAGAGCCAGCUGAAGAUGGACGAGGACCGGGCGAAGGCAAAGGCGCUGGAGGAGGAGAACCGGAGCCUGAAAAAGGACUCGCGGCAGCUCCGUCAGCGCCUGUUGACCGGGCGGAAGGCCGAUGUACGCGAGAAGGAGCUUUUGAAACAAAUCGAAGAAUUGCAGGCCUUGGUGAAGAAGAAGCUGCCGCAGGACACCAGCAUCCUGCACCUGCUCGCCGCCGUGGACACGGAAAAGGAAAAAGAGAACCGGAAGACUAUCCUAUGUAAAAACGUCCCCAGCACCCCAUAGUCAAGAUGGAGAAUCGGCUAGACGAAUCCACAAGCUUUACCUGUUUUGCAUGACAAAUUUGCACUCGCAGCGUAGUGCUCUUUGAGCUAGCGCAGCAGAAUCACAGAUCUAGUAUAUCAUGCUGUUUGAAGCAUGACAAAUUCCACAUCAUUACUAGAAAGCGCUCUCAUAGGGCUCCGCAUGAGAAACAUUUUCAGCAUGCAGAUUUGCAUAUACAACCAUGGGUUGGGGGCAUUUUUCAAUACGAUACAGACCCAGUCGGAGCGGGAACAGGGGCUGGAGGAGGAGAACGUGAGUUUGAAGCAGCAGCUAGAAGACAAGGAGGUGGAUUUUGACCGGAGGUUGCGCGCGCUCCGGGCGCAGUACGACAAGCUCCAGUACGAAAUGGAGUCCGCCAAGUACCGCGAACGCAUGACCGGCGGGGCGGCGGGAGGAUCAAGCUCCUCAGGAAGUAGUACCAGUGCGGCCGGGAGGAUGAACAUCAAAAGCGGGACCACUUCUGGUGCGUCGGGGCACACAGGUACUAACAGCAACGACCCCCACCAAGACGUCGCGCACGCGGAGCAGGUGUGGAAGGCUCGCAUUAAGGACUUGGAGAAGCAGCUGGAGCACCAGAAAAGCUACUACCUCGGCAAGCUGCGCAGCAAGGACCCCCUGGUCCCGCAGUCCGCUCCGUUGCGGGCAAACGCGGCGCAUUCUGGCGCGCCCGGGGCGAAGCGCGUGCUGGACCUGGAAGAAGCGCUGGCGCAGGCGGAGAGGCGGUUGCAGGAGGCGGAAGUGCGAAAUCGGGACCUGGUUCUGCGGUUGAACAACGACGAUAGCUACACAGCGACGCCAAGUAGGAAGAACAACAAACGUGGGUACAACUAUGGUAACAACGCUAUUUCGCCCUCUGCAAUAAACAUGGAAGUGGAGCAGGCUGAGGACGGUACUUCUGGAAUGUUCUACGACAGGAGCUCCGCGACCGGAAGUAGAGAGCCCGCUCCACCACGACGAAGUGAAGGACAGGAGCAGUACACGAGUGCGCGAGGAAGCAGCUAUCCGCCGAAAAAGGUUGUGUUCACGGAAUUGGAAGAUGGUUAUCGCGAAGAGUUACAAGGUGGUAUAACAAGAACUGCUGCGCAAUCCCAAUCGAUCAAAGCCCGGGAUUUUCUGCAGUUCACGCCGUCUCUGAUGCGGAAAUUUUUGGCCCAGCCGUUCGCGCUGUGCUUCGGAAUCCUCGAGAAGGCCGCGAGCGACUUAUUGGAGCAGAAGUCCUACCAGCCGCCCGGAACAACAGCCGCGAAUGUAGAAGAUGUUGCGGACCAGGAAAUGCGGCGAAAGGCUGAGCAGUCGCAGCGCGUGCAGGACAAAAACCACCUGUUGGCGUUUGUGGAUGCACUGCAGAUCCGCAGGAAGCAAGCCGCGGAUGCUGGGCCCUACCCCACGACGGAAUUUCUUCAGCGCGUGCGGUAUCAAAUGUAAAAAUGUCUGGGUCUGGAAGAGUCAUGCUGUUUUUGCAUGACGCAGAAGCUCUGGCAUGGAAGCUCUAGCACCACAGGUUUCGAGAAGCUUCCGCAAUGCCGAACCCGCAUGAGAAGUCCCCCAUUUUGGUGACAGAAAGUCGGCAGCUUUUGCUACCUAUGCAUGAGAGAUUUUUCUGUGUUCUACAAUGCGCAUCACAAGUUCGGAUCCUUCCAGACCCAGACAUUUUUGCAUUUCAUAUGCGGGUCGCGAUCGAGAAGAACGAUUUGCCGACUAUCAAAAGGAAAAAUCCCCUCUCCCCAUAUCGAAACGAAGUUUCUGAUGCUGGAUUUGCGUACACAAAUCAGAUUUGUCUUGCUGGAGAGGACUGCAGACCCAUAUCAGGCCUGAGCAGAGAGGCUUUGGCCUAGGCGCUUGGCAUGAAAAACGCCCGCGCGGUAGUCCCAGCAGCAUGACAAGCCGCCUGCAUAAUGCGGCGGAGCCUGUGGAGUUGCCUUCUGGCAAGCCAGACACGAUUCGUGGCCACAAAUCAGCAACACAAAUCUUCGAAUAAGACAUUCCUUGUCAAUAUGGGGAGGGGGGAUUUUUUCUCGCGAUGCCGACCAUCCGGUCGCUGCUGGACCAAGCGCUGUUGCAAAAGCUGUCCGUCGCAGAGAGCCUCUCGCCGGAGACCGAAGACACCUUUGGACGGCCACCAGCGAUUAUCAAAUGCAAAGAUGUCUCCUGGGUCUGGAAGGAUGCAACUUGUAAUGCUAUUUUUGGAUUCUAAACAAAUUGCAUGACAGGCAAUAGGAGUCCAGUUUUUGGCACGUGGAGAGGGCAUUUCUCAUGCAGGAUAGGCAUCAAGAAGCACUCAGAAAAUCUGUAAUGCUAGGGCAUACAUCACAGCCGUCAUGGGUCAUGUCAGGUGUGCAUGACAGAUCUUCCGAUGUUCGAGACCCAGUCAUUUUUGCACUUGAUAGAGAUCGGCGAGCAAACGCUGGCGUUCGCGCUGUUCGCGGAGCGGUGGCGGGAAAACCGCUUCGUCGCAGAGGACUUCCCGAUCUUGGAACAGGACCUUAAAGUGCACCACAGCCACCACGGCUUGAGCAUCCCCUGGUUUGAGUUUCUCAAGAGCGUGCAGCGGUGCGGGCCCUGGGGCCCGGAGCUGAAGCAGCUGCAGGAGGACGCGGCACUGCUGUGUGUGCCCGGUGGGAAGGUGUUUUGGCCGGAGUUGCGCACUCUCCUGUUGCAAGGGGCGACGCCGCAGCUAGGUACUUAUCAAUUUUAUUCGAGCUUUUUUGUUUUUGCAACUGACUUGUUGAGCUGCUCAUUUGUACAAGCGUGUAUUGUUCAUCUGCAACCUAAGUCUAACAACUAACCCAGGCUCCUUCGCCAGUGUAUUGCACCCGUUGCGGAAGCUCAAGGACAGCAACAAUAUGCAUGGCAAAUAUGUCUUGGUCUGGAAGAAUGCCGGGUUUGUGAUGCUCGUCUGGCAUAAGUAACUUUAAGCGUCAACUCAAACAACUCUGUGAUGCUUAGGCGCGAAAAGAUCCUCUUGCCUGUCAUGCAAGAAUGGAGCCUGCCAUGCGGAAUACGCAUGACGCAGGAGCUCUCUCAAAAACCUGCAAUGCUUGGUCACCUAUUUUUGCAGUGAGCUCAUUAUUCGCAGGCUUGCAUCACAAGGAAGUUGUUCUUUCCCGACCCAGAUAUAAGUAUUUGCAUGUGAUGAACAAGUGGCAGGAACUGCUGGACGCCUUUCGGUUGAAGGAUCCGAGCUGCUCCGGCACGGUGUCGCGGCAGGAUUUUUUGGAUAUUUUCCAAUCGAAGACCCUGAACGUCGCCCAGGAGGUCCUAACUCCGGUGGAGGUGGAAACCCUGACGCUGUUCUUCGGCCGGAGCAAGGGGCAGAAGGACGUCGAAUGGCUUUUGUUGCUGCAAGACUUGCUGCAGCAGGGGAGCUCGGGCGAACAGAUCUGGAGCAACUUCUUCAACUCCGUGCCUGGGGCGGGGGGACGAGGGACCACAGCUCCUGGUGACCACGGCGCGCCGAACAACAAAACCAGGCAAACUGGUUCUGAAAUGAUGAAUUAUGGUGCGCAACAAGAUGGCCAAACGACUUCAAGUACUGUCAUCGGCGGUCCUGCUACACAAGCUGACCUCGCGACCAAGACGGAGUUGACGCGAAUGACGCUGCAGAACGCGGAGCUGGUGCGGCAGAAGGACCGGCUGCAGCAGGACGUGAAAGAGCUGCAGGACAAGAACGACUCGUUAGCGCAGCUGGUGGUGUCCACGAAAGACCAACAGUCGAGUUCCGUACCGCAGCAGUUCCGGCAGCUGGCCAGCACGGUGGCCCUGUUGGAGAAGCAGCUGCUGCAGAAGACGCAGGCGAUGCAGCAAACCGCCAAGAAGAAGGAGAUCACCCUGGAAACCGAGUUGGAGAUCCAAAAACACGAAAUCUUCGAGUUGAAAAAACUCCUGGGGCAGAAGGAGAACCAACUGGCCGUGCAGCGCGAGGAGGUGGAUGCGAUUGUGCGCCAAAUGCGGGCCCUGAAACCCCCAACGAGUAUGUCGGCGUUCACGGGAUGAUAAAGGGCCGAGAGAACUACUCGUGGGAUGUUGUAAAGUAAGUACUAACGGCUCUUCUUUUUCUUCAUCAAAUUCAAAGAAGGCAGAAAAAAUUGGAAUAAAGAGAGACACGAUGGCUCGUCCUGUACUCACAUGAUUUAUGCUAAGAAUUAUACUUCGCACAUUACUUGACGUUCUUGCAGCUCGAGGUUUGUUUGGUUUAUUGAUUAUUUUGCAAUGCAAUUAAAGUUAUCAUCGUCGCUCUUGCUGCGGCUGGAAAUCGAUGUGGAUGCAUUGUUUUUUGCAACUAUUCGUGUUUAUUGAACAAGUGUGAUUUGGUCUUUUUUGUUCGAAGCAAAAUACUAGCUGUGUACUAGCGAACUUUCUUUUUUUGCGGAUGGUGACAGUGAUUUUUUUUCACUACGCGGUCCUUAAUUGCUCUGCCGGCGAAGUGAAAAAUCGAGCCACUCGUUGGUGUAUUUGUCUUGCUUUUUGCGCAGUAAUAUGCCAUUUGAAAAAAUAGAAAAAGAGUCGAUAUAACACUUAACGACGAACUAC